Messenger RNA from Talaromyces stipitatus ATCC 10500, 2335 nucleotides. RefSeq names its product myo-inositol-phosphate synthase, putative. Gene Ontology annotation, cellular component: cytoplasm. The transcript is spliced from 3 exons. Gene Ontology annotation, biological process: inositol biosynthetic process; phospholipid biosynthetic process. The record is from RefSeq and is a predicted model, not a curated record. Bases 409 to 2016 code for a protein of 535 amino acids. Lineage: Eukaryota; Fungi; Ascomycota; Eurotiomycetes; Eurotiales; Trichocomaceae. Gene Ontology annotation, molecular function: inositol-3-phosphate synthase activity.
GACUGGGCGCCUUCACAAUUGGCAGUACUUAAGCAACCAAACCCCCCUUGGUUCACUUUCUCCUCCUUUCUUCUCCCUCUCACCCAUCACCAUCAUCAUUCUUGGUCCCCCAAUCGCUCACCUCUCUCUCAGGUCGAAGACUUCAUCUUCCUGAUCAAAUCAAUCUUCUUAGCCGAACAGAUCACUCUUCCGAGGGUGGUCAUCAACACCGGCAAAAUUUUCUCCAACUCUCUUAACUCCUGUCACCACCCGUUCAACGGUUCCCGACGCUCAUCCGCUCGUGGAGGGGCAUCGGGCUCAAUCUAUUCUCAUUAAGAAGCUAGAACCUCACUUUCAAGACAAUCUCAUUCCUCCCGUCAAGUUCGUAGCUUUCUCCCGUGACUCGCCUCCGAUCAACAAACAUUCAUCAUGGCUCCUCACGCAAAUGAGAAUGGUGCUGUCAAUAGUACCGUGAACGGGUUGGCUGGCAACCGCAACGAAAAGACCCCUCUUUUCACCGUCGAUUCGCCCAACGUGGUCUAUACUGAAGAUGCAAUUGAGACCAAGUAUGCUUACCAUACCACCUCGGUCACUCGUGCCGGCGACAAGUUAGUUGCUACUCCCAAGGCACAGAACUACAACUUCAAGGUGGACCGCAAGGUGGGCAAGGUGGGUAUGAUGCUGGUUGGCUGGGGUGGUAACAACGGUACUACUGUUACCGCUGGUAUCAUUGCUAACCGCCGCGGUCUGGUGUGGGAUACUCGCGAGGGCAAGCGCGCUGCCAAUUACUAUGGUUCCGUAGUGAUGGGCUCUACUAUCAAGCUUGGCACCGACGAGAAGGGCCAGGAAAUCAACAUUCCCUUCCACGACAUGCUUCCAAUGGUCCACCCUAAUGACCUCGUCAUUGGCGGUUGGGACAUUAGCGGAUUGGGAUUGGCUGACGCCAUGGACCGUGCCUGCGUCCUGGAGCCUUCCCUCAAGGAGCUUGUCCGCAAGGAAAUGGCUGAGAUGAAGCCUUUGCCCAGUAUCUACUACCCGGACUUUAUUGCUGCAAACCAGGAAGACCGUGCAGACAAUGUUAUUCCCGGCUCCAAGGCGUCAUGGGAUCACGUUGAGCACAUCCGUAAGGACAUUCGCGACUUUAAGGCAAAGAAUGAACUCGACAAGGUUAUUGUUCUGUGGACUGCCAACACCGAGCGCUAUGCCGAAAUCAUUACUGGCGUAAACGACUCUGCUGACAACUUGGUCAACGCCAUCAAGUCUGGUCACGAAGAGGUUUCUCCUUCGACUGUUUUCGCUGUGGCCUGUGUCCUCGAGAAUGCUCCUUUCAUCAACGGUUCUCCACAGAACACCUUUGUCCCAGGCGCCAUCCAGUUCGCUGAGAAGCAUAACGCUUUCAUCGGUGGUGAUGACUUCAAGUCUGGUCAAACCAAGAUGAAGUCAGCUUUGGUUGACUUCUUGAUCAAUGCCGGUAUCAAGCUUACCUCAAUUGCGAGCUACAACCAUCUUGGUAACAACGAUGGCAAGAAUCUCAGCUCUCAGAAGCAGUUCCGCUCCAAGGAGAUCUCCAAGUCUAAUGUUGUUGACGACAUGGUCGCUGCCAACUCUGUUCUAUACAAGGAGGGUGAGCAUCCUGACCACACUGUUGUCAUUAAGUACAUGCCUGCUGUUGGCGACAAUAAGCGUGCUCUCGACGAGUACUAUGCUGAGAUCUUCUUGGGUGGCCACCAGACCAUCAGCAUCUUCAACGUGUGCGAGGACUCUCUAUUGGCUUCUCCUUUGAUCAUCGAUUUGGUUGUCGUUGCCGAGAUGAUGACUCGUAUCAGCUGGAAGAAGGCCGAUGGGUCGGAUGACUACAAGGGAUUCCACAGUGUUCUCAGCGUUCUCAGCUACAUGCUCAAGGCUCCAUUGACUCCUCCUGGAACACCUGUGGUCAAUGCUUUGGCUAAGCAGCGUGCUGCUCUGACCAACAUUUUCCGCGCCUGUGUCGGUCUCCAGCCUGAGUCUGACAUGACCUUGGAGCACAAGCUCUUUUAAUAGCUGACCGGUGGUCUUGAGGCAACACGCUUCGCCACCAGCGAUCAUGAAUUGUUCAUUUGGUUUUUACUUGCAGCCUGACCCUAGUCACUCCUUAGAUAGCAACAAUCAAUACAGCCGUCCUCGUCCAUGAGAUGAGGCUUAUCGAGAUUUUUCUUCAAUAACAUAGCACAUUAGAAUAAUAAGCCAUGAAUGAAGCCCUUGGUUUCUAUGACCCGAGGCGCUCCAUCGCAUCUAUACUACUUUUUUUUUGGAACAAAAUCUCUCCUCUCCAAGCUGGCUAGUGUUCUCGGGGUUCAUCCACGAGUACCUUCCAAGA